UAUUUAAGGUGAUUUCAUAAGUAUCACAACGUAUCCUACAACUAAAACGCACCGUUUCAGCUAUCGAAGUUGCCGGAGUAAUUGACGAAGCUCCGCCUCCUCCUCCAGUCCUACAACUGUCUAAUGAUCGGUUUCUCCCGCAACCUCUCCACUGUCUCCAAGCUUAGUCAUUUACAGAACCUCCAAACACGGGGGUCGCCAAAUUUCAUUCCCUUUCCUCAGUUGCAACACCAGCGGAAGCUUUUAGAAUGGCGACUCAUGAGUAUUCUUCACGACUGCACGCUCUUUUCUCAAAUCAAGCAAGUCCAUGCCCAUAUCAUCCGCAACGGAUUGAGUCAAUGUUCUUACGUCCUCACCAAACUCAUCCGCAUGCUCACGAAGGUAGAUGUCCCCAUGGGUUCCUACCCACUUUUGGUUUUUGGACAGGUUAAUUAUCCCAACCCCUUUCUUUGGACUGCCAUGAUACGUGGAUACGCGCUUCAAGGACUCUUGUCUGAAUCUACUAACUUCUAUACUAGAAUGAGGAGGGAUGGCGUCGGUCCUGUUUCGUUUACGUUUUCGGCGCUUUUUAAGGCAUGUGGGGCUGCUCUUAAUAUGGAUUUGGGUAAGCAGGUGCAUGCCCAGACGAUUUUGAUUGGAGGAUUUGCUUCUGAUUUGUAUGUAGGUAACUCGAUGAUUGAUUUGUAUGUGAAAUGUGGGUUCUUGGGUUGUGCGCGGAAGGUGUUCGAUGAAAUGUCUGAAAGAGAUGUGGUUUCUUGGACUGAACUGAUUGUUGCGUAUGCGAAGUAUGGGGAUAUGGAAUCUGCUAGUGGUCUGUUUGAUGAUUUGCCUUUGAAGGAUAUGGUGGCAUGGACGGCAAUGGUCACGGGUUAUGCCCAAAAUGGCAGACCAAAAGAGGCAUUGGAGUAUUUUCAGAAAAUGCAGGAUGUAGGUAUGGAGACCGACGAAGUUACACUGGCCGGUGUCAUUUCAGCCUGUGCUCAGUUGGGCGCAGUUAAACAUGCUAACUGGAUUAGAGACAUUGCUGAAAGAUCAGGUUUUGGACCUUCUGGAAACGUAGUAGUGGGAUCUGCUCUUAUUGAUAUGUACUCUAAAUGUGGCAGUCCUGAUGAGGCAUAUAAGGUUUUUGAAGUAAUGAAGGAAAGAAAUGUAUUUUCUUAUAGUUCCAUGAUUUUGGGAUAUGCAAUGCAUGGUCGUGCUCAUUCAGCUUUGCAGUUAUUCCAUGAUAUGUUAAAAACAGAAAUCAGGCCAAAUAAGGUUACUUUUAUUGGGAUACUUUCAGCCUGCAGCCAUGCCGGUUUGGUUGAACAAGGCCGACAGCUAUUCGCUAAGAUGGAGAAGUUUUUCGGUGUUGCUCCGUCACCUGAUCAUUAUGCAUGUAUGGUAGAUCUCCUAGGUCGAGCUGGAUGUUUGGAAGAAGCACUCGACCUCGUUAAAACCAUGCCAAUGGAACCUAAUGGAGGUGUAUGGGGAGCACUGCUUGGGGCUUGCCGGAUCCAUGGGAAUCCUGACAUUGCUCAAAUAGCUGCGAACGAACUAUUCAAGCUCGAACCAAAUGGUAUAGGGAACUACAUUUUGCUAUCGAACAUAUAUGCAUCAGCAGGAAGGUGGGAGGAAGUUUCGAAAUUGAGGAAAGUAAUUAGAGAAAAAGGCUUUAAGAAGAAUCCGGGCUGCAGCUGGUUUGAAGGGAAGAAUGGGGAAAUUCACGAUUUCUUUGCAGGUGAUACAACUCAUCCACGAUCAAGUGAGAUUAGACAAGCCUUGAAGCAACUAAUUGAAAGAUUAAGAUCCCAUGGAUACAAACCAAACUUGGGCUCUGCUCCUUAUGAUUUGACUGAUGAUGAAAAGGAAAGAAUACUGAUGAGUCAUAGUGAAAAGCUUGCAUUGGCAUAUGGGCUGCUAUGUACUGAAGCUGGUGAUACCAUUAAGAUUAUGAAAAACAUUAGGAUAUGCGAGGAUUGUCACAAUGUCAUGUGUGCUGCAUCAGAGAUCACAGGAAGGGAAAUCAUUGUAAGGGAUAAUAUGAGAUUUCAUCACUUCCACAAUGGGACUUGUUCAUGUGGUAACUUUUGGUGAAUCAUGCGUUGACAGUCUCCUCAUUCUCAACUGAUUCCUUGCUGGGAGAAAACCAUUGUUGAGAAUCAUUCUGCGUUAUGCACUGUUGUGAGUAUGAACAGUGAAUGAUGUAGAAGCCGUGAUUCGGUUAGAACCACCAAUCGAGUGCCCAUAAGUUCAUUCUGAAGCUUCAAUUCAUGGCGGCCUGGAUACUUUAACGAGACAUUCAAUAACGAUGUUUUGUUCUGUUUCUUUGUGUUCCUUCAUGCUUGUGUUCACACAAAGUCUGGAUUACUAACAUUAUUCUUUUUGUAUUGCAUCAUAAAGAUCAAAGAAUUAGGCCAUAUCACUCAUAGGAAGGCGAUCAAUUUAGUCUUUUACCCGUUUGGUUUGCAAAUAAGUACAAAGUCUUGUUUUCUCACUAA
This is a messenger RNA of Cucumis sativus (cucumber), 2480 nucleotides long. RefSeq names its product pentatricopeptide repeat-containing protein At5g44230. Gene Ontology annotation, molecular function: zinc ion binding; RNA binding; protein binding. The coding region runs from base 124 to 2076 and encodes 650 amino acids. The record is from RefSeq and is a predicted model, not a curated record. Gene Ontology annotation, biological process: RNA modification. The transcript has a single exon. Lineage: Eukaryota; Viridiplantae; Streptophyta; Magnoliopsida; Cucurbitales; Cucurbitaceae.